ACUCGAGGGCAUAAGGAACCAUGUUGGAAUUCUACCCUCCGCUACCAGGUAGCUUGAACCGGCAGGGUGAGUCGGGUCCGCCGACUAUGGGAUCUGCUGCACCUCCGAUUCCAUUUCGUCCUGCAAAUGACAAUAACAAUGCAGAGCCGUCAGUAUCAGUGAAGACGGAAUCAGGCCUUUUGGAAACGAUUUGCGCCGGUUGCGGUCGCACCAUAGUCGACAAGUACGUGAUGCAAGUAGCUGGAAGAAACUACCACGAGGAAUGUCUGUCAUGCGCCGCAUGUGCGACACCUUUAAUUCAUUCUUGUUUCAUUCGCGAAUUAAAACUCUAUUGUCGGACCGACUACGAGCGGAUCUUUGGAGUCAAGUGUGCACGAUGCAUGGAGAAGAUCAGCUGCUCGGAUUUCGUGUUAAGGACACCGGGUUCGGUAUUUCACGUGGAGUGUUUUGCGUGUUGCAUGUGCGGCCAACCAUUGCCUCCUGGCGCCCAUUAUUUUCUACGUCAGGGACAACCGAUCUGCCGAAGAGAUUAUGAGCACGAGUUGUACCUGAACAGUCCUCAAGACGAUGAUUUAUUGGAUGAUAAUAGACCCCGUGAUGGUCGUCGGGGGCCCAAACGACCACGGACGAUUCUCACAUCGGCGCAGAGACGUCAGUUCAAAGCAUCGUUUGAAGUAUCGCCGAAACCUUGUCGAAAAGUUCGUGAAGCUUUGGCAAAAGAUACAGGUCUUAGUGUACGUGUAGUGCAAGUAUGGUUCCAAAAUCAGCGGGCGAAAAUGAAAAAGUUACAAAGGAAAGCGAAGACCGAGCCUGGAUCGGAUAAAGAACCAAAGGAGGAACGUCGGACAGAAAGUCCUCAUAGUGAUCACAGUCAUUACUUGAACGCCAUGAACAUGCGCGAUGGGGAAUCUUCUAGUUUCCCCUCAGCCACUCAACCGCUCAACCCCAAUAACCCGUACUCGCCCGACGAUGCGUAUCCAGGCCAUUCAGGUGAGAGUUUUUGUAGCAGCGAUCUGUCGUUGGAUGGCACAGAAGCUGGCUUCGAUAUAGGUGAGAACGAAAGUGGUGGUGGCCAAGAGGGUGGUCAUCAGAGUAGCAGCCAUUCCCACCAUGGACCGACGUCUCACGAGGCGCCCUCCUUGUCUCAGAGUUUGCACGCUGCGAUUCAUAAUCCAAUCGACAAACUGUUUAUGAUGCAGAGUAGUUAUUUUAGUGGUGACCAUGCAUAAUCUUUGAGAGAGAAGAGGAAAACACGAGAAAAUGCGAAAUAAGAGAAAAAGAAAGGAAAAGAAAAGAAGAAAAUAAUGUUCUCCUCUUUUUCUCGUGACUGGUUCACUCUAACCCCAUCGGCGUAGCUGGUCCCUGCGCGUAAUCGAUGUGUCGUUAAUUGCAACACUUCCUGUCUUUUGGUUCGUGAUUCAAAAUGCAUGAAAAAGACUGUACAGCAUUCUUUUUUGAUUUAUUUUUCUUAGAUCUUAAAAUAGAU
Molecule: messenger RNA, 1486 nt
Organism: Apis laboriosa (Himalayan honeybee)
Lineage: Eukaryota; Metazoa; Arthropoda; Insecta; Hymenoptera; Apidae
Gene: Lmx1a
Product: LIM/homeobox protein LMX-1.2
Exons: 5
Coding region: 21-1229 (402 amino acids)
Biological process (GO): regulation of transcription by RNA polymerase II; neuron differentiation
Cellular component (GO): nucleus
Molecular function (GO): DNA-binding transcription factor activity, RNA polymerase II-specific; RNA polymerase II transcription regulatory region sequence-specific DNA binding
Source: RefSeq, a predicted model, not a curated record